AUUGGAACUGACGAGAGCUGCCCGGCCCUGCCCCGGAUAGGAUGGGGGCGGGGCCAAAGGCGGGAGAGAGCGUGACAAUUAGGUCGUGUCCCCGAAGGGGGCGUGCCUACGCGUAACUCCGGCGGCAGGGGACGGGGCUGGCCAGCGACGUGGUGACGUCACACGCCGCCUACGGCUCCGGCUUCGCCGCUCCGGCGCGUGCCGGUUGCCUCUGCAGCUCCUCCCUCUUCUAGUCCGUCCCGCGGCGGAGUCUCUGUCCUCCCUCCCGCCCUGCGCUCCCGGCUCCCGGCGGGCGAGAUGGCGGAGGCCGUGGAGCGCACAGACGAGCUCGUCCGCGAGUACCUGCUCUUCCGCGGCUUCACGCACACCCUGCGGCAGCUGGACGCGGAGAUCAAGGCGGACAAGGAGAAGGGGUUCCGGGUGGAUAAGAUUGUGGAUCAGUUGCAGCAAUUAAUGCAAGUUUAUGACCUGGCAGCACUUCGAGAUUAUUGGAGCUACCUUGAACGUCGUCUCUUUAGCCGAUUGGAGGAUGUAUAUCGGCCUGCUGUCAACAAACUGAAGACCAGCUUGUUUCGUUUUUAUCUCAUCUAUACAAUCCAGACAAACAGAAAUGAUAAAGCUCAGGAGUUCUUUGUGAAGCAGGCCACUGAACUCCAGAACCAAGCAGAGUGGAAGGAUUGGUUCAUCCUACCCUUUCUCCCAUCUCCAGAUACCAACCCUACCUUUGCCACUUACUUCUCCCGGCAGUGGGCUGACACUUUCAUUGUGUCCCUCCACAACUUCUUGAGUGUCCUGUUUCACUGCAUGCCAGUGCCAGUUAUCCUGAACUUUGAGGCUGAAUGUCAGCGAACUUCUCAGGUACAAGAGGAAAACGAAGUUCUGCGUCAGAAGCUUUUUGCAUUGCAAGCAGAAAUCCAUCGGAUGAAGAAAGAAGAGCAGCAGCUUGAGGAGGAAGAGGCAGUGGUCCAACACAAACUCCCUCAUUAUGUGUCCAACAUGGACCGCCUGGGAGACUCAGAACUUGUCAUGGUAUGUAGCCAGAGGAGUGCUUCACUUUCCCAUUCCCCCAAGAUGGGGUUCUUCUCUGCCCUGUUGCCUCAGAGUAAGAAGAGUCCGUCCAGAGUGUCUCCAGCUCCGGGUCUCCCUCAGGCACAGUCCUCAGUGAAAAAAGAGUUAGCUAACAGUCAGAUCCUUAAAGGAAAAGAAAUCACAACAGGAGUCAGAGAUGGAAAGAACUUCUUCAGUGGCUUAUCAACUGGAGAGCCUGGCCUGGCCCAUCAUCGGCAGAAGCGCCUGCAGGAUCAUGGCAAGGAAAGAAAAGAGCUGUUAUCCAAAUCAGCUUUCCAGGGUCCAGAGAAGAAAACAGAAGUUAGUGGCCCAGAGACCGAGCCUUCCCCAGAGCUCCAUAUUGAACAAGCAGACCUGAUUACCAGAGCUUCUGGAGCUGGCAUAGAAGGGAGUGGCUUCCAACCUGAGCAGCCUUUCAUUGUAUUGAGCCAGGAGGAGUAUGGAGAACAUCACUCUUCCAUCAUGCAUUGCAGAGUGGAUUGCUCUGGGAGGAGGGUUGCUAGCCUAGAUGUGGAUGGAGUCAUCAAGGUGUGGUCAUUCAAUCCUAUCAUGCAGACCAAAGCUUCUUCUAUUUCCAAGUCACCACUUCUUUCUUUAGAAUGGGCCACUAAGCGGGACAGGCUGCUUUUACUGGGCAGUGGGGCAGGGACUGUGCGUCUUUACGACACCGAAGCCAAGAAGAAUCUCUGUGAGAUCAGUAUCAAUGAUGACAUGCCUAGGAUCCUGUCACUUGCCUGUAGCCCCAGUGGGACCUCCUUCGUCUGCUCAGCUGCAGCCCCUAGCCUCAUUUCACAGAUGGACUACACAGCACUAGACAGUGGCAUCAGAGGCAUGAACCAGGUUCCUGGCAAGCUCCUGCUGUGGGACACUAAAACCAUGAAGCAGCAGCUCCAGUUCUCCCUGGAUCCAGACCCCAUUGCUAUUAAUUGUACUGCUUUCAACCACAAUGGGAACCUGCUGGUCACUGGGGCAGCUGAUGGUGCCAUUAGGCUCUUUGAUAUGCAGCAGCAUGAGUGUGCCAUGAGUUGGAAAGCCCAUAGUGGGGAGGUCUAUUCUGUGGAAUUUAGCUAUGAUGAGAACACUGUGUACAGCAUUGGAGAAGAUGGGAAGUUUAUUCAGUGGAACAUCCACAAGAGUGGCCAGAAAGUGUCUGAAUAUUCCCUCCCCAUGGAUGCCACAGGCCCCUUUGUGUUGUCGGGUUACAGUGGAUACAAGCAAGUCCAAAUUCCACGUGGUCGUCUCUUUGCUUUUGAUUCUGAGGGAAAUUACAUGCUGACUUGUUCUGCUACAGGAGGCAUCAUCUAUAAGUUGAGCAGUGAUGAGAAAGUCCUGGAGAACUGCCUGAGCCUUGGAGGUCACAGAGCCCCAGUGGUCACAGUAGACUGGUGCACAGCCAUGGACUGUGGUACUUGCCUUACUGCUUCCAUGGAUGGCAAGAUCAAGCUUACAACCCUGCUGGCCCAGAAAUUCUGACUGGGCACUAAGCCAGGGAAGCAUUAAAGCAUGCUUAUGGAAUCAGUAUUAGCUUGAGAUGGAGAUCACAGACUGGGAAAGAGGAGACAGAGAGACUGGCAGAUUUAUUACGAUAAAUUGUCAGCUAGUUGGGGCAACCCUGGGGAACAGGAGGGCAGAAAACUGUUGGUUCUGGUUACUCAGUAAACUCUAAGGUUGCCCCAGGCUCCCACUGGGCCAUGACAGGUGGCUCAAGGAGACAGAUUUCUGGUGGAUCCUGUGGACCUUGACAGUAUUUUGUGUAUAGACAGUUCUUGCUUUUAAGUAAGUGGACCUUUCCACAGAUCUCUACAUAAAUCGAUUUUUACAUAAUGAAAAUUUGCCCAUGGCUGUGGGGAAGGUGGAGGGAGAGGAGGAGGAAGGGGGCCAAGCGCUUGUGGAAGGAGGGGGGCCAGCACAUAGUGCAAGGACACCUGGGGGCCGGAGACAGAGAAGUGAGAGCAGGAGGAGAAACGUGCAGGCUGAGGCCAGCUACAUGACAAUCUUGCUGGAACCAAGAGGAAGAACACUCGGGAGGGGCAGAUAAGUGGGGUCUGGACAGGAACACAAACAGGAGAGGAUAGGUGACUUGUGGGAGCCAGAGACAGGCACGAGGGGAGUGGUUGGAGUGUGGUAAAGAUCUUCUGUCUUGGUGCUGGAAGUCUCAAGCCAAGUGUGGCAGUGGUGCUCUUUGUGUGUGUGUCUGUUCUUUCACUUGGAGGGUUGGGAUUUGUUUCUUUCUUUGUUUUGGUGGGGGCGGUGAGGUGGGGGGUUGGAGCUCAGAGCCAAGGAGCAGGAGCAGAAAGAGAGAGCCAGCAUAGUACUGUAUGGUCAAGUUAACAUAGGUGUUUUUUUGGAAUGUGGAUCUCUUUCAUAAUUCUUUAUGUAAAAUCACAUUUGCAUAAUGCAACUUUAUGUAAAAUGUCUGUAUAUUUACACAUUUCUUUUCUCCUCCCUUUCUUAAAAGAAUAUUGUUCUCACUGUGAUGUCUUUCUAUGGAAGUGGUAAUGGGAAAGAAGCUGCUUCUGUAACUCUCUUUCAGGUGACACUCUGUUGUGAUCCUUUUAUAUUAUUCAGAAAGCAGAAGCAUUGUCUUGGGAGUUUAACUGUCACUUUACCUCCCCAGAUAGAAGAAUUAAGAUGAAGCAUGGUAGUAUGGUGUAGUGGAUAGUGCUGGUUUUGAAAUCAGCAAGAUGGUAGUUCAGUCCUGCCUUUGGUGUUUAUUAUCCCUGUGAUCCUGGGCAAGUCACUCUGAGCCUCAGGCAACUCUAAACCAUGUCUAUUAGUUUAUGGAUGGGUGGCUGUCUGUAUUAGGGGAGGAUUUCAUACACUGAUGAAAUCUCAGAUCUUUAAGUAUGUGUGUUACUUAGACAGUGAGCUUUCCAUAGUAUCUGUCAGACUAAAAAGGUUUGAGGUUUUGGUUUAUUGUUGAGGCGAGGCUAUUUAUAUAACUUACAAUCUGUAAUUCUUACUCAGUUGGUCCGCGUUCCACACAAGCACCUAUCUAUGUAUGUGUUCUCUAUCCCAGUUACUCUGGAUUAUAUCCUAGAUGAAAGGUUUAUUUUUCUGCUCAGAAAACUUUGUUAAGGGGAUGUGGUUUCCUCUCUGGUGGGAAAGAGAUGUAUAGCAGAUCUAAGGGGGAGCUAAGACCCUUUGCUUUCAGCUUAAUAUCUUUAGCAGACCAUGGUAACAGUUUUCCCAGACUGUUUCCACUUAGCCCCUCCAUGUAUUCCUCUUGAUGGUUGUCAUAUAAUUUCUAGCUCAUAAGGAUGAAUAGCACUAGGACUUGGGUCUUGGUUCUCCUAACACCCCAUUUUCUGUGUGCAGAUAGAAGACUACUAUCUUUACCCAUUUGCAGUUGAAGGAAUAAACAAAGAUGGUGAUUUGUCCAAGUUGUGAAAUCUGGUGGCAGAGCUCAGACUAGAAGCCAGGUUUCUUGUUGCCUAGGUGCUGGUACCAUAACUAACUAGUUAGUUCAACAACUAACAAGCAUUAAGCGUGUCUUUGAAAUCUGUGUUACUUGGGCAGGCUCCUUGUCCCUUCAUAUGCUUAAGGUGGAAAACAGUUCUCUCCUCUUCCAUAGCCUGUGGGCAGGGGGAAAUAGCCCUUUGGUACUGUUGUCUGUCAUAGCUGUUGCAGUGAGGAGUGAAGUCAGUAGGUCUGGAACUUGUAUAGAUAGCUGAUGAAAUAAUAAUGAUAAUAAUAGCACCUAUAAAACUUUAAGGUUUGCAAAGCACUUUACCUGUGUUCUCAUUCAGUCCUUACAAAGACCCUGUGAAGGUAGGUGCUGUUGUUCUCUUUGUUUUACAGAUGAGGAAAGAGACCAGGAGAGGUUAAGUAACUUAGCAUAGGGUCACAUAGCUAGUAAAUGUCUGAGGCUGAAUUUGAACUCAGGUCUUCUUUACCCCAAGUCUAGAGCUCUUUCCACCCUCUACCUAGUAUUGCCGUUGAUUUUGGCUCAUUAAAGGGAUCAACUAGAAGAUGACUACUAUUGAGGCAGACAAGGUAUAAGCACAAGUUAAUAACCAUUCAUUCACCCUGUCUCUCCACUGUCAGAAAUUGAGUUGGUUCUAACUUAGUUAUGGGGCUGCAGUUCUAGAUGGAGGUAUCCUCAGGUUUCGUUGCUUCUAGGUUUUGUUCUGCUUGGGGAUGAGGGAAAAGUGAAAGAACUGAAAUACUGAACCUGCAUUUUAGCAAGCUUGAAUAUAAAGCGUAGUGGCGGAUUCUAUUUACAGGAUAUUAGUGGGAUAUUUCAUUUACUGGACUAUUGACUAUUUCCCUCUUAAGAAUACACUUUGUUGUCUUCUUCUUGAGGGAGAGGUUCACAUCAUAUAUGUCAUUAUUUUCUCUCCAGUUCACAUACUCUGAUCCUUUCCCUGCCCCAAGUGUAGGAAAAUCAGGGGAAAAUAUUUCUUUCUGUAAUUUUUUUCUUUUUUCCCAUCCACUCUGUUGAAAAGGUAGCCAUGACUCUUCUCUAUUUCUGUUAAUGCCACCACCACCCUCCCCGUCUUCUUGACCUCCCACAUCUAAACUACUUGCCAACUUCUUUUCAUUUCACCUUGAUGGUAUCUCUUGAGUCUUUCUCCUCCCAUUUGAAAAAAACAUCCCAUUUGUCUUAGUUUAAGAAAACAGCAUACUGGGUAGAGUGUUAGCUUUGGAGUCGGGAAGUUGUAGGAAAUCUUGCCUCUGGUGAAUAUUAUCUGUUUGAUCUAGGUUGAGUCAACUAAGUCUCAGGCCACUUGUUAACCCUUACCUACCAAGUUAUUAUAAUGUGUAUUGGUGUUCCACUGACAAACCAUGGAUCCUUCAUGCAUCUAAUCAAGUGGAUGUGCCAUCUUGAGAAGAAGAGGGUCAUGCAUUUCCAUUCUACAGCUCUGCUUUAGGUUAAGCCCUCCUAUCACACCCAGUGUGUAAGCAUCUUGGUUCACACUCUCAUCUAUCACCUUCCUGGUCUAUAACAUUAUAUUUGGACUUCCUACCUAUAGUUUCUCCCUUUUCCAAUCUACACUACACACUGCUGGUUCACGUUGUCUUAAUGGGGCUCACUGCUCUGCCCUAACCCCUUUGUGACUUCCUAUUACCUACUUAAUAAAAUAUAUACUCCUUAACACUGGCAUUCAGAAUUCUCUACAAUCUGACUUUAAAAGCCACCUUUUCCAGGCAACUGAACUGCUCGUUUCCCAUUCUUGUUCUUCACUCUCCUGUCUCCACCCUCUCUUCAAGAAUCUGCCUCGUGAAGCUUUCCUUUUGGAUUCCCCCACUAGCUUCCCUCAAAUAUCUCAUGGCACUUUUUUUUUUUGUGGUGGGAGGACCUCUUUUUGCACUUCACAAUUUUGCCUUGUAUUAUAGUCACUAGUGUACUUACCUUAUCUCCCUCCUCACUCCUCCCUUAUUAAAUUUGUAAGCUCCUUGUGAGCAAGGGCUGCAUUGUUUUUCACAUUUGUAUCUCAGUGCCUUGCACAUAGUAAAACGUUAAUAAACAAAUUGAGUUUCUUGAA
This is a messenger RNA of Phascolarctos cinereus (koala), 6557 nucleotides long. NCBI's taxonomy places the organism in Eukaryota, Metazoa, Chordata, Mammalia, Diprotodontia, Phascolarctidae. The record is from RefSeq and is a predicted model, not a curated record.